AUGAGCCAGGAGGUUGAAAUCAGCUUGGCGCCGAUGAUGGAUGUCACGACAGCCCACUUCCGAAGAUUCAUCAGGCUGACGUCUGAGAAGACUGUUCUAUUUACAGAGAUGAUUGUGUCGAACACAGUGAUCCACGUUCCCCGGGACAAGCUGAGGGAAAGGCUUGGGGAGUAUGACGACAGGACUGUUGUGCAGAUCGGGGGAAGCGAUGCAACGAGCAUGGUGGAAGCGGUGAGGAUCUUGCAAGGCCUUGGAUACCGAAUGUUCAACCUGAACUGUGGAUGCCCCAGCUCCAGAGUAAAGAAGGGGAGUUUUGGAGCGGUUCUCAUGCUUAACAGAGAGCUGGUUGCCGAGAUAAUCAACAGAGUGUAUGGGGAAACCGGGGCCGUCCUAAGCCUCAAGAUUAGAACGGGUGUUGACGAGCAUGAUGGGGUAGACUUCCUGGACGGGUUUGUCAGCCACAUCAAGAAGAACACGCCCACUAGGACGUUUUAUGUCCAUGCACGGAGGUGCUGGCUGGAAGGCCUUUCUCCUCAGCAGAACAGGAAGGCGCCACCUCUUGACUAUGCCAGUGUGUACGCAAUCAAGAGUCUUCAUCCCGAGCUUAGGAUUAUUCUUAAUGGGUCUAUUGGGGAAGGCAACUUGGACAAGAUACACAACCUGGACGGGGUGAUGAUAGGCAGAGGGGCGAUUAGGAAUGUGUUUGUGUUCUGGGAUAUCGAGAAUCGGAUGUCUAUGUGUGGAGCGGAGAGAAGAUGCAAAGAUGGUAGAGAGUGCCAACCAGAUACCGGGAUUCAGAAGAUUGAGUGCAGUGAUGUCGAAGACCAUAAGAGCAGAAGAGCUCGGAAGGUCCUCUCUGUUGUCAAGGAGUACUUUGAUUGGUUCUCUCCCUCUGAGCAACUGAAGCCCAUUCAUGUACAGCCUGUACUCAAUCUCAUGGUGGCGAAAAGAGGCUGCAAGGCGUAUAGGAGAAGACUCAACGAGCUGGUUGUAGGCAAGGCAGGCCCCGGGGAGGUGUAUCUGCUGGUAGCAGAGUUUCUUGGGCGAUAA
This is a messenger RNA of Encephalitozoon cuniculi GB-M1, 1050 nucleotides long. RefSeq lists its product as uncharacterized. The record is from RefSeq and is marked provisional. Gene Ontology annotation, biological process: tRNA dihydrouridine synthesis. The transcript has a single exon. Bases 1 to 1050 code for a protein of 349 amino acids. Gene Ontology annotation, molecular function: flavin adenine dinucleotide binding; tRNA dihydrouridine synthase activity. NCBI's taxonomy places the organism in Eukaryota, Fungi, Microsporidia, Unikaryonidae.